Messenger RNA from Vespula pensylvanica (western yellowjacket), 9092 nucleotides. It is a transcript of the gene Piezo, whose product is annotated as piezo-type mechanosensitive ion channel component. NCBI's taxonomy places the organism in Eukaryota, Metazoa, Arthropoda, Insecta, Hymenoptera, Vespidae. The transcript is spliced from 40 exons. The record is from RefSeq and is a predicted model, not a curated record. Bases 517 to 8448 code for a protein of 2643 amino acids.
GGUAGUAGUAGGGAUUGACAUGUCGCGCAGAAAGGAUACGCUACGAAACAAGUGGUGUUUAUCGCUUCGGUAGUAACGUGCCGGCAGCGGUGACGGAACGCGUCUUUCGUAACUCGCCAAAGAAAAAUAAUGCGUUCGAAGUGGAUCGAGCACGAGCCGACUCUCGACGAUCGUAGUGCCUCGUAGAACGCGCACGUCUCGUUCCUUCGAUCCUAACCAAAGUGCUCGCGAUAGCGUUCGUAGGUAGUUGUGCGACACAACGGUAGAAACUUUAAGGAAAACGAAGAUAGAUAAUAAAGCGAUAGAUGUAACAUUGGCGUUGGUGAUAAGAAAAUUAGUGAUAUUGUUAUUACUUUGACGGAGACUCGAGUGGACUGGGAGAGCGCAUGUUGCUCUCUUCGAGAUUCGAUCGGUCAAAGAACAGCUGGGAGAAAAUUUCGAAAAGGAAAUGUUUUAAAACGCAGUCCCUUCAGUCGCAUCGUACAAGGGUGAAAGACCAAUCGUGUAGAUCGAGUCAUGACGGCAUAUUGGUUCAACGUCAUUCUUUUCAGGGUCUUCUUUCCGGCCGUAUUAGCAGGAUGUACGAUAUGGCGACCGGUAGGACUAUCUCUCGUAUAUUUGGGACUCAUGUUAUACUCGCCGAUGGUCCCAACGCCCACAAGCAAGACUAUGUCCGGUCAUACGGGACUUUAUUUGAAGGCAAGCAUCUGUUUGUGCUUCCUCGUAGCCAUAACUCAGCUCACGUUUCACAUAGUUUUAUUAGCGAUGCUGCCAUAUGGCCAUUUUCUUCAAGACUGUCAAUUUAUGGAAAAACUGUUCAGACACAUAGGUUUAGUAAAACUAGAUAACACAUCGGUAUGGGAGGUGUUUUACUGGCUGACACCGGAAUUGAUUCUUUUACCGACAACGAUAAUUACAUACGUCGCGUGUCGUUUCUUAACGCAAAGUAAACCGAGCGAUGACGAAGGGGAAGUAUCAGUUCAACGUCUAAACGAUUCCGCCAAGAAAACCGAGGAUAGGACCACGAAGAUAAUCAACUUCUUCGGUCAUAUCGGCACGUACGUCGUUCUUGCCUCCUUGUGCUGUACGGCAUCUUUGAAGCCAUCGGUGGAAGGAGCGUUCUACUUUCUGGUUUUUCUCGGUGCCGCCACAUGGUGGGCUUGCAACAGAGAAUUGCGAAAAGGUUUUGCAAUUAUAUGCAAAAUCGUUAUGGUCGUGGUGAUCGUACACAUUCUGGCGCUACUCAGUUAUCAGAAUCAAUGGCCUCAAGAACUCAUACCGGUCAAUAGCACAUGGUCUCGUUAUUUCGCGCUCACUGCGAUUUAUCAUACCAACUGUAGUCGACCGACGUACGUGGAAUAUGCGGAUAAAAGCGAUUGGCUGCCUUACGGAUAUGCAUUGAGACUCUUCUGGCUCUACUACGUUCUGGCUCUGCAAUCUCGAUUUCUCAGUAAAAAACCAGCAAAGAAAGUGGCACGAUUAAGCGGUAAGCUCGAGAACUUGGACACGCCAUUGUCCAGACACGUUUCGAUCAGACGAAGGACACCGUCCCAAAGAUGGCAAUCCGCACGACGGAAGGCUCGCAGGCCGAUCAUUGAUACGUCGACGACGAUUCCCGACGAGAGGACACCCUUGAUGCGUUUUGGAUCUGGAAGAACAGGACUUUUGCAAGACUCCACCGGCAGCGUUAUCAUACAAGAUGGUCAUCAAGAUGACGGCAUUCAAUUGCAAAGUCUCAGCGAUGGCGUGCCUGGAGACAAUCCUGGAAUUUUUGAACAUAUCAUUAUGGCAGUGUACUCGAUAUUUCAGUUACUAAUCAAUUCCUCUUACCUCGCUAUGAAUAUCAUCAUGAUGACGUGGAGUAUAAUGUAUCACAGUUGGAUGACAUUCGCCCUUUUACUUUGGGCUUUAAUCCUAUGGAUGAUGUCCAAUAAACGUGCUUCGAUGAUGAAAUGUUCACCCUUCAUCGUCUUUUAUUCGACUCUUUUGUUACUUGGACAAUACGUUUACAGUAUGGAUUUGACCGAGGAAGAACUACCGACGACGGUCAACGGCAUAAAAAUAUCCGAGAUAGGCUUCAGCAAAGCGCAAGAGCUCAGCCGUUGGCAUCUGAUCGUUAAGUGUUCGUUCAUGUUGAUAUUUUGGAUCACGAUGAGACAGUAUACAGCAGAGUGGAAACAACAGAGACGACUGUCAACUUUGAGAGACAUGGUUGCGCCUUUGCACGUUUCAGUUACCACAGCCACCACAGCUAUGAAUUACGAAGUGCAAGAAGUGAAAAGCAAAUUUAUGGAAGACGUUGGUAUAAUCUUGAAACAACUUUUGACAAAAUUCUGGAUAGCCGUUGUAGCUAUUAUGCUCUUCAUUUGUGGUAUCACCGGUGAACGAAUGACAGUUUUUAGGAUUAUUUACAUGUCGUUGUUCCUCUUCUUCGUGAUCACAUUUCAGAUAUCCUGGUUAGUAUGGAGAAAAGUGAUGUAUACAUUCUGGAUAACCGUCAUUGGAUAUUCGGUAAUCAUGUUGAUACUCGUGUAUACCUAUCAAUUCCAAAAUUUUCCGGAAUAUUGGAAUUACUUGGGCAUAAACAAACAAUUACAAAUGGAUAUUGGCUUGGAAAUAUAUGAAACGAAAGAUUUCUUCGUAAGACUGCUGAUACCAACAUUUUUCGUUAUUAUCACGGUGGUUCAGAUGCACUAUUUCCAUAAUGACUUCUUAAAGAUAACGACUAUCGAUAAACUCGGAUCAGAAAGUGCUCUUAGACGAUCGAGUCUCGGGCAUAAUCCUAGUUUAAAUCCUUCCACAACGUCGCCUACAGAAAUUAUUCUUGGAGAAGAAGAGACAUCCAAUGUCUACACUUUGAAUCAACUUAAACGAAUGUCAAGAUUGGAAAAAAUCGAAUUUAUAAGAAAUUUAAUGAAUCAUAUAUACAAUUUUUACAAUUACACUUGGUUGUUCCUUGAAAUUCACAUGCAGAAAAUUAUCUUUAUUUCUCUGAUUCUUUUGUGUAUCAGUGACGUAUGCGCAAUAAACUUCCUCUUCGUCCUUGCCAUAGUUAUCGUGAUUAAUUUCAAUAGGAACAUACAGAUCAUGUCGAUCAACAUUAUAGUUGCGAUCAUUGCCCUCUUGAUGGUAACGAAGAUGUUGUAUCAAAUAAAGUAUAUCGAUCAUAGUAAUUGGAAUGUAAAUUGCACGAAAGAAGUUAACGAAAAUAUAGGAAAGUACGCUAGCAAUGACACCGUAUACAACAUCGCAGAAUGGUUUGGUAUAAAGAAAGGUGAACCAGGACAUCUUGCAGAACUGUUGAAGGGAUACAUUGGUAUCGUCACAGUAACGACCUUAAGAAAAAUCAUUCGAAUUCGACAGUGGUUUUUUCGACAAAAAAAAGGGGAAUCUUUGGACACUCCUCAAGUCAUGUUUCCAAAUAUUGUCAGAGCAGACGCAGACAAGGGUAUACCAGAAUGCUUGAAGUUCCUCUUUAAUUAUGGAUUUUAUAAAUUCGGCCUUGAGAUCUGCCUUAUCGGAAUUGUGGCACUUAUUGGCAUGAGACUCGACUUUUACUCCGUCCUUUAUGGUUGUUGGCUUCUAUUGUUCUUCUUAUUAAAGAGGAAAACCAUUUCUAGGAUAUGGCCGUUCUUUAAAACGUUCGCUAUAAUAUCGUUGCCUGUACAAUAUGCUUUGGUGGUAGCACCACCUACGUGGUUUUGCAUAGAAUAUCCUUGGAGUCAUUCGGAGAUGUUACGAAGGCUGCAAGAAUGGAUGUAUUUCCCAGAUCCAGAUUUUCCACCGAAUCCUAAGAAAUUAAUCUGUGACUUUUUAUUACUGAUGAUGAUCAGUCGGCAGAGCCUUGUCUUUAAUAUUGAACAAAAUAUCUUAACGUCCGGUCAAGAAUUCGUGGCCGGCCAUAACUUUUCUGUUUAUCAAAACAUGGACAAUCCGAAUUUUAUAAAUCCUGUUAAAGACUACGUCUCUCACAUACAUAGCUGGUUAGACGUAUUUAAACGUGGCAGCAUGAUGAGUCUAAUGUGGAUCACUCUUUCCAUUAUGUUUUUGGCUGGAACAAAAAGAACGAAUUUGUUCUCCCUUGGAUAUCUUAUCUGUGCCUUUGUAUUACUAUGGCAAGGUAGCGAUUUCUACUUGAGACCAGUCAGGACGAUACUCAAUUGGUGGAAGAUGUUACUUGGUUAUAACGUCAUUGUGAUCUUUUCAAAAUCCUUACUUCAAGGUGUCGGCUGCGUUCUGAUACAAGAGCUACAAGAUUCUGCCUGCUGGCUGAUCCAAUUACUAGGUAUCGCCUGUCUAAAAAAGUUCCACAGCGCAACCGACAAUUUAGGAAUCGGAGGAGACACUUGCCAAAUACCACGAGAGGACAUCGGCAUGGUUUGGGAUGGAUUAUGUUUUGGCUUUCUCUUGAUUCAACUGCGCUUCUUUAAAAGCUAUUAUUUCUUCCAUAUCGUGGACGAAACGAAGGCAAUGAGUAUAUUAGCAUCACGAGGGGCUGAGCUUCUUGAGGAGCUGCAUCAGAAACGCAUAAAGAUCCAAGAUAAUGUGGAAAAGGCUAUCCUACAGAAACUCAAACACAAGAUGGACAAGAUUAAAGCUAAUCAAAGAAAAAUUCAGGGACCAUCGUAUAGAGAACCUGAAACCCAUCAAAUAGAUACUCUUUAUCCAGGGACUCGGCCUUUGUACAGAGUUCGCGUGCCAAAGACCAACAGAGAGGCCAUCAGAUCAGGCGACUACUAUAUGUUCGACGAUUUGGACGACGAUGAUAUAACCGAUAUUGUGGCUGAUACCGAGAUAGAACGAAAGGAGGCAGAACAACUCCCCGAAGAUAUACGCGACGAAAGAAUGACGAUAAUGGAGCUGAUGGAUACGCUGAUUAAGACAGACAUUGCGAUAGCGACCCACGUUGCCAUGUAUGGAGGAUCGAAAAAGGAUGCGUUGAGACUUCGCCGUCGGAGCGUACCGCUGACGCGGAAGAAAUCGUCCAUGUCCUAUCUGAGCGCGCGAUCCGAGAACGAGACUGCCGUGCCGACCGACGUUGCUGAUCGAACGAGCAUUACGUCGGAAGAGAUCGAAUCGGAAGAAAAAGAAUUAGCAACCGUGGACUUGACAAAACCACCACCUUCCGAGGAUGAACGAGAGGAAGAAGAUAAGACGUUGGAAAGGAGUGUCGAAGAGGAUGAUGAAAAAGCAAAAAAAGUUUCCGUUUCUACGUAUUUUCAAUUCGUUUGGGUAAUAAUCAAUAGUACUCUGAUCUCGAUGACUAAGUAUCUCAAUCAAUUUUCACGAGAUUAUAGAUAUAUUCGCAAGAUUUUAGCGAUGGAGAAGAAAAUAUUAAAGGAAAAAUCGGAUUUCAGAACGGGUUUCAGAUUAGGAAUUAAUCAAAUGUGGCAACCGAUACCACUGGUACAAGAAAGAUCGACAACUAAUGAAGAUACAGAAGGAGCUAAUAAUCCCGGUGAAGGUCCUAGUCAGCAACAAUCUCCGAGAGUCGAGAGGAAGGAAAACUCGCUGACAGUACCUCACAUACGAAUCCUGGCGCCAAGUUUGGAGCGAGGAUUGAACAAGUCCUCCUCUAGGUACGUUUACACAGUUCCCGAGCUGAGCUUUAAAUGUGCUUUUAAUAUUGACGAUUUGCAGAAACUAAUAAAAGAAUAUACAUUUGUUUUCUGCAAAUUUGUAUCGAAGAAUAAUGUCAAACUGAAAGCCGUGCCUGAUCCAAGAAUACUUUCUGCACGCAGCGUGAUUUUCUCGCAAAUGUCGCAAGACCAAGUCGAAGAGGAGGUUGCAGAAUUGUCCGAAGUUGAUCAACCACCGAUAAUUCAAUUGGCAGCAUCGAUAUGGUUUGGAAUUCUGGCACAUUCGAGCCUGCUGUGUUAUUUUAUGGUAUUUCUUCAUCAAAUUAAAAAUGCCUCCGUUAUCUCCACGCCAUUACCUCUGAUGGUGUUUUGUUGGGGUUCUCUGACGAUUCCGCGACCUUCGAAAACUUUUUGGGUGACUUUAAUCGCUUAUACGGAGGCAAUCGUCAUUAUGAAAUGCAUUUUCCAAUUGGAGCUCAUUCCUUGGAAUCGAAAAGCAGCAUCUAGUCAUCCGCUCUUCGGACCCAGAAUCAUUGGCGUUGAACGACAACGAAAUUAUGCGCUAUGGGAUUUAUUGUUACUGCUUAUGGUUUUCUUCCAUAGAUUCAUGUUAAAAUCAUUGGGACAGUGGACCUCGCCGUCGAUAAAGCCAAGAAAGAUUAUCCCUUCUAAUUUGACAGUGGUUGAGUCAAAACCUCCCGAUCCUCCUUCUGGAGACGGCCAAGCGGAAGAAUCGACGACUUCUUGGCAGCAAGAGACUGCAGAAGCAUCCGGCAUUAUUAGAACACCAAAGGGUCAAAUUUUAAAUAUUAAUGAUAAAACGGAUUCGCAGAAUCGCGCAGUAACGGUAAAUGAAAACGAGAAGCUUGUAGCUAUCCAAGGCGAAGAGAUACAUCCUUACAAGGAGAACAUCUCAACAACCAUGAAUUUGACAUUUAACAAGUAUCUAGAACCUAUGAAAAAAUUCUUCACUAAAAUUCUUAGUCCCGUCGGCAAAGAGAAAACAAACGUCUAUGCGUACAUGUUUCUUUGCGAUUUCUUUAAUUUCCUUCUGCUGAUUUUUGGAUUUUCUGCCUUCGGGACACAGCAGGGCGAUGGUGGAGUGACGGCUUAUUUGCAAGAAAACCGAGUACCCAUGCCUUUCCUGCUGAUGUUAUUACUUCAAUUUGCUUUAAUAGUUAUCGAUAGAGCCUUGUUUUUGAGAAAAUCCAUUGUCGGAAAGUUGAUCUUUCAAUAUUGCCUGAUAUUUGGAGUUCACAUGUGGAUGUUUUUCAUAUUACCGAGUGUUACGGAAAGACAAUUUAAUGACAAAUUACCACCACAGAUUUGGUACAUGAUGAAAUGUUUUUAUUUAUUGCUCGCAGCGUACCAAUUGCGCCAGGGAUAUCCAACUCGCAUACUUGGCAAUUUCUUAUGCAAGAAAUAUACCAUAGUAAAUUUCGUCUUAUUUAAAGGAUUCAUGUUGGUUCCAUUCUUGUUUGAAUUGCGAGCUGUCAUGGAUUGGAUUUGGACCGAUACCUCUAUGACGAUAAUGGAUUGGUUUAAAAUGGAAGAUAUAUUUGCCAGUAUUUAUCAAAUUAAGUGCAUGCGCGGCAUGGAAACAGAUUUUCCACAACCACGAGGAGAAAAAAAGACUCAAAUGAGCAAGUAUCUCGCUGGCGGAGGUGCACUUUGUGUCAUAAUAGGUCUUAUAUGGUUCCCUCUCUUGUUGUUCGCACUUGGUGGAACAGUUGGUGUUUCGAAUUUGCCUUACGAGGUGUCGAUGAAAAUAGCUAUAGGACCGUACGAACCGAUUUAUUCGAUGUCUGCACAGACCAGUUCGAUCAUGGAAUACAAAGAAGAAGAAUUUAAAAAUUUUACGGACUUGUAUACUCGGGAUAAAGCAGCGAUUACCUUCUUAGAAAAUUAUAUUAAUACAGAUGUGGCGAUUGUUAAACUUAGUACUUCCUCCGGCAAAUUAUGGGAUAUUUCACCUCCUGACAAAACUAGAUUAAUCAAGGAACUGGAUUCUUCGGCAGACGUCGUUGUUCACAUUGAAUGGACAGUUUCUAGAACAACGAAUGUGAAAGAUUUGUCUGGUAUAACAACGAGCCAUCAUAACGUGGUACUAUUACCAACUGAUCCUACAAGAAGGAUAUUAGCAGACAUGUUAACUGUAAACGAAUUAAGUCCAUCUAAUUCUACAAUAAUUAUACCAUAUUCAUUUCCAAAAUUCCUCAAAGUUACCAGUAAAACCACCGAUGUUGUUCGACAAUUAAUGAAAUUACCGAGCUCACAAUCGUUAAAUGAAGAGGACGUUGAUACGUCCAAUGAAAAACAUCUAUAUAGAAAUAUUAGCCUUCAAUUAUCCAUUGAUCGAGAUUGUUGUGCGCAUCAGCAAUGGUGGGUGAUACAAGAAGUUUGCGACGAUCGUUUUUAUUUAGAAUUAUUGCAAAACAUACCAUUGAAUGAUUGCAAGGAGGUUACGAUGUUCCUUUUCAAUGAUAAAGUAUUUCCAGAAGGAUUGAGCUUUAUCAGUGGAUUUGGAAUUUUGGGUUUGUAUACUACUGCUGUAAUUGUGAUAAGUCAAAUGAUGCGAAAAGUGGUAAGCGAUAUGGCGCCAAAGAUAAUGUUCGACGAUCUACCGUACGUCGACAGAAUUCUUCGAUUAUGUUUGGACAUUUAUUUAGUACGCGAAAGCGGUGACCUGUGCUUGGAAGAAGAUUUGUUUGCAAAACUUAUAUUCUUAUACAGAUCUCCAGAAACCCUUAUCAGAUGGACGAGAUUACCAGAAGAAGGAGAGCGCACUGACAAUGAGGAUCAAGAUGAAGAAGAAGAUGUUAAUGAAGCGGAAGAAAGAGAAACGCGUGAAAGACCUCACCGUGAUUAAAUUAUUAAUAAUCGCAGUUAUAUAUAAUCACGGACCAUCUGAUGACGUAAAAAUGAAAUAUGAUGGCAUAUAAAGUGUGUUCAUUUUAUAAAGUAAAAAUCAAUUCUAAUGACCAAAACGGAAAGUCAACUUCAGGAGUAUGUUAUACUUCGAGGAUUAUUUCUAACGCAUAUGUAGGUGAAAUGAAAGAGUUCUAUAUCAAGGAAGAUUCUUUUCUUAUUGGAAGGAGAUGUUAAAAACGGGAAUACUCUUCAUUUAUCUAAAACCGCAGAGGCAUGCUUCUAAUAAUGAUGCAAUUUAUAAGUGGCUUAUAAAUAAAAAAAGCCUUUGGUAUGCAAGUUUUUAAUAAAAACGACGAAUGCUUUUAGAUUUAAAUUAUGAAUGAAAUGUGGAAUAUACACGCUUUAUUUGUGAGAUCGUGAGAAAACGUAAAAAAUAAUACACGUAAAGAAUAUGUUUAAAAACGAAAAAAAAAAUUGACACACGAAUCGUAUACUGGAAAUAUUUGUUGAUUGCCUCAGUAAUGGCCUAUACAAUUUCACUAAGAAUUUCUCUUCGUAAUUGUACAAAUAUAAUCUACAGAAUCUAUCAUUUGUUAAUGAAUAUAUCAUUCAUUAAAAAACACGUUGAAUUUUUAAUAUGAA